UGGAUGGAUGAUGGAUGAUGAUGGAUGGUCAGAACAGGGCGAGUCUGUUUUCCUUCUUCCAUUCAUAAAGUUUACGUCAUAAAUCCUGUCGGUUCAGUCCAGGUAGAACCAGGUAGAACCAGGCAGAACCAGGUAGAACCUUUUACAGCUGACGGAGGCAUAUGAAACUCCAUCAGGUGUUUCUGGACCUCCUCAGGUUGGUCCGGUUAAACCUUUAGAACCAGAACCAGAGAAUCAUCUUCAGGCUGCAGGGAUGAUGCAGCUCAUCAUCACCUUCAUCAUGAGGCGGUUCUGCUCAGCCUGAAUCAAAGCUGAUGAUGAUGAUGAUGAUGAUGAUGAUGAUGGAGGGGGAGGGGCCUGAGGAAGAGGAGGACCUGAUGCUCUCAGCGUCUCGUUCCAGGCGGAGGUGAAGAGGAGCAGAGAGACGACGCAGAGCAGGAGAUACGGAUCGGACCGCUAACAACAGGUGCUGUAGAGACAGACAGAUAGAUAGACAGAUAGAUAGAUAGAUAGAUAGAUAGAUAGAUAGAUAGAUAGAUAGAUAGAUAGAUAGAUAGACAGAUAGACAGGAGGACUGGACGGCUGAUAUGAUGCCAGAGGAGUCAGAGCUGCUCCACCGUUAACCCACUGGGUCAUGAUGGGCCUGGACCGGGUCUCCAGCACCACUCCACACAUCAGCCGCCUCAACACCUCCACCCCCUCCUCCGUCCCUCCGUCCUCCUGCAGCAUCGACGAAUCCUACAAGUACGUCUUCCUGCCCGUCUGCUACUCCCUCACCUUCCUCUUCAGCCUGGUGCUGAACUCGGUGGUUCUGGUGCGGUCGUGCCGGCCCCACGGCGGCGCCGGUGGCGGCGGGCGGCGCUGGAACACCUCUCUGAUCUACAUGGUGAACCUGGCCACCACGGACCUGAUGUACGGCCUGUCGCUGCCCUUCCUGGUGGCCAGCUACGUGAUGAGGGACCACUGGGUGUUCGGGGACUUCAUGUGCCGCCUGGUGCGCUUCCUCUUCUACUUCAACCUCUACUGCUCCAUCUUCUUCCUCACCUGCAUCUCCGUGCACAGGUACCUGGGGAUCUGCCAUCCAAUGAGGACCAUCACUCUGGAGAGCAAGCGGGUGGUGAAGGUGACCUGUGCCUCAGUGUGGGUGGUGGUCUUCGUUCUCACCUGUCCAAUCUUCAGGUUUGCCCAGACAGGAGAAGUUACGCGCAGAGGUGCUGGAGCAGUUGGACCUGAGGGCGCGUGGUUGGGAGACAACCGGACUGAGGAGAAGUACCUGAACUGCUGGGACGACGCCAUCGAUAAGGACUUUGCUGAAUAUGUUCCGUACGGCAUCGUCCUCCACCUGCUGGGCUUCUUUGUGCCCUUCGUCAUCAUCGGGUGGUGCUAUUCUCAGGUGGUCCGGACUAUAUUCCAGAGCCUGCGGUCUCCGCCCAGCUCCAUAGAGGGUGGUGAGGACGGAGCGGUUGGGGACGGAGCGGUCGAUGGAGGGCGAGAUCGGGAGAGAACGUCGGUCUCCAUCUCCGGCUCCCAGUACUCCCACUACAUCAGGAGGCGGCGCAAAUCCAUCAAAACUAUCGUGACCAUCACGCUGCUGUUCGCGCUCUGCUUCCUGCCCUUCCACGUGACGCGGACGUUGUUCCUGCUGCUGCGGCGGGGCCAGCUCGGCGGCUGCAACGCCAUGAAGGCCGUCUCCAUCUGCUACAAGGUCACCCGGCCGCUGGCUUCCUGCAACGCCUGGCUCAACGCCCUGCUCUACUUCCUGACGGGGGACAAAGGCGCCCCCUGCUGCUGGCCCGUGGAACGAACCGUCCGCCGGGACAGAAGGAACGGCGCCCUCUGGUGGCCGCUAACCAUCCUGAAGAAGGACGGAGCAGGAGAGGAGGAGCAGGAGGCGGCUGAGAAGGUUGAGCGGGAGCUGCAGGUGGAGGAUGAGUCCAAGUCUUCACGGAUCAUCUUCUAGGACGGUUGUGUUUGGGUCUUAUUCCAAAACACAUUUAUACAAGUUCAUAUCCAAACACCUGAACCAAACGGCUGAAUUACCUCCUCAACCUGUAGGAAGGUUCUGCUAACGACGCAGUUAUUGGAUCCAGGUGUGUUGAACCAGAGACACACCUGGAGGCGGUGCCUGCAGAGAUGUUUGAUCAGUUUCUCCCAUCGAUGUUAAGGUGAACACGUUAACGCUCUACAGAAAGUUUAACCUGCUCCAGCUCCUGGGUGAAACUCCAGGCCUGACCUGAACCCGGUUCUGGUGUCGUAGAACCAGACUCUGCAGAACUUAGUGGGAGGAGCAGCGACUGAACAAAGUUCUGUGUUUGAACGUUCUCAGGUCACUUUCUCCUGUUGGACCUCGUUAGUUUUCUUUGUUCUGAUGUUUCUGGGUGAGAAUUAAAGUCCGUUUGGAUCCUUCAUAAACGCCUGUUUUCUGUCACCGACGGUUAAUCGGGUCGUCUCUGCUGGUUUGGACCGGACCUGCAGCCACAGAAACCCACUGGACCUCGUUUAGCAAUUUCUAUAUUUAAUCUCAUUUGAUACAAAAGAAAACUGACUGAAAAUGAAACAAUUCUGCUAAAUAUCUCAAAGUAAAUAAUCCUCAGUGAAAAUCAUCAAGCUGCAUUAAAUUAUACUAAUGUAAAUAAAUGAAUCGUCUCAUAAUCGAAUCAUUCUCAACCGGAUCACAUGAAAAGAACCACAAAGUUUUCUUUAAAUUUCAACAGAUCCAGAAUCAAAGGUUAACCACAGCAUUGUAUUAAUCUUAAAAUCUGCUGAACCACUAAAACCAAGAGGAACCCAGACGCUCUGCUGCAGAUUAAAGUUCAUUAAUAAUCUGGUAACAGGUUGAAACGCCCAUCAGGCUG
This is a messenger RNA of Fundulus heteroclitus (mummichog), 2855 nucleotides long. RefSeq names its product P2Y purinoceptor 3. Lineage: Eukaryota; Metazoa; Chordata; Actinopteri; Cyprinodontiformes; Fundulidae. The record is from RefSeq and is a predicted model, not a curated record. The coding region runs from base 635 to 1960 and encodes 441 amino acids. Gene Ontology annotation, biological process: G protein-coupled receptor signaling pathway. Gene Ontology annotation, molecular function: G protein-coupled receptor activity; oxysterol binding. Gene Ontology annotation, cellular component: membrane. The transcript has 3 exons.